AUGUCGAGAAUAGAACUCGCCGAGGUAGCAAAGCACGGAGAAGUGGCCCUGGCAAAGAUCGUCAACGUAUCGGCGCCAAAACUCAGGUUUGUAAUGGCUGAAAGCAACCUUUUCCAGCUCUUGCAGGACCAAUUCCGCAACUAGGCUGGAUAUUGGGGAACCCAUUCCACCAGACUUGGCGCGCGACGUGCUACGCAAACGCCUCGAAGAAAAGUACGACGAAACGACAAGGCCGCUAAUGAUCCAGCACCUAAUUCAGCUCUUUGCAUUCUGCCAACGAACCUUUUCCACUUUCGAUGGCAGAACAUACGAACAAAACAAAGGAACACCCAUGGGUUCCCCAAUAUCCAGCCUAGUUGCGGAAUUGGUCCUACAAGAGCUGGAAAAGGUUGCUUUCAGCCAUUACAAACCUGCGUUUUGGCGCCGAUACGUGGACGGUACAUUCGUCAUUAUUUAAAAGGACAGGCUAUCGGGUUUUCAAGACCUGCUUAACAGCAACUUCCCCGACAUUCGAUUUACAAGGGCAAACGAGGAGGCCGAGAAGCUACCCUUCCUUGACGUGAUCGUCACGCGCACACCUGAUGGUAAACUUAGAACUACAGUGUACAGAAAGGCGACCAAUACAACCUUGGUCCUCAUUUAUCAUAGCAACCACCCAUUGGUGCACAAACGGGGCUGUGUGAGGGCGCUUUUCGACCGGUUAAAAACGCACUGUAGCGAGCCCGAAGGAAGGAUGCAAGAACUACGCAUCUCCGGGACCAAUUAACAAAGUACGGCUACCCAAAUAGUCCCAUCAGUCGCUGCAUACGCACGCACCCACGCCGGACAAAUGGAAGAGAGACACCAACAAUUUGGCACUCCCUACCGUACAUAAAGAAUGUGUCCGAGGCUACAGAACGCAUUGCGUCAGAGCUAGGCGUGGGCAUCGCUCAUCAUCCGUCGGCCACCAUGCGUAGCAGGGUCAUGAAAAUGAAGGAUCAGCUGGGCGCAGGUGAACAGUCGGGCGUAGUCUAUCAAAUCCCGUGCCAAAACUGUCCUUGCCACUACACAGGCCAGUAAGGACGACGUCUCAGCUCACGAAUACUUGAGCAAAAACGGGCCGUUCGCAGAGGCGACCCACUAUCUCAAGUAGUCACUCACACGCUGGAGGAAGGCCAUGAGUUCGAUUUUGCCAACACGCGGAUACUGGCGCGAGCCGGCAACAAGACAGGGCGAGAGCUGUUGGAGGCGUGAGCGCCGGACACCAACUCUAUCAACAGACACAUCGAUUUGCCUGCGUGUUAUCACGCGCGCCGCCCACGCAGCCAGGUUGCGCAGCUCACACCGUCGCGAAGUACAAACGGCGUCACCACGCCGGGGGACCAUCGUGGGCCAGGCGGCACUAACUCUUCCUAGCCACGGACGUACUCCUCCCCCCCCCUGCAUGAAAAAGCCAUAUAAGCGUUUACAAUUUGCUGCACUCAAGUAGUCUCUGAUGAUGAACUCCAGUUAGAGUUCGAAAGCUCAGGCAAAUAAAUCUACUGUCCCAGUGAUCGUGCCUUCGUCUUCUUUUAAACAAGAACCCGGGAUGCGCAUAUUCUCUUCCAUUCGUGUUAAUGCAAAAUAUUUUUUACCGGUUACAGUUAAAACAGCUAGUUCUCAUCGAAGAGUGAAACGUGAAGGAGUUCGCCAGGAAUCUCCUGACAGCUCUACUGGGUCCACCACUAUGCCUCAGCUGCUGUUGGGACGGUUCAACUCAAAAACGGAGCUUAGUUGGCUGCCCCAUUUAUGGUAUCCUCCUUGGUCCGUCCAUUAUUUUUACUAACUUAUUUAGGUGUAAUUCGAGAAAAUGCUAUUUUCGGUCAAUGCACUUCGCAAAAUUGAAAUUGACUGAUUCAAAGGCGGGGAGAGAUCGGUAUUGAGGCAGAGCCAAUUAUGGAGAUACCACCGAGAGAGUAAAUUAUUUGGCUUGGGCCCUUAUAACUUACUCCCAGAUUCCAAUAUCUACCAUCUUACCAACCAACGUCCCACUGCGAGGACAUGGUUGUACGCCUUUCUUUUUAAUAUUGAUAUACAUUUGCGUUCACACUGCUCUGCGAAAUAUUACAGUGGACAUCGUGGUAUAUCACACUUACGGUGCACAUAAGUAGCAUAAGUUUCAAAUUUCAUUAUGAUGGAAUCUCCUUGCUUUUGUUUAUCUUUGUGUCUAAAUUCGACUAGUCAAGAUACACUAUUAUUCAGCAUUGCUUAAAAGUAUUGUAGUAGCAAUGUACAUCAGUAACUAGUGGUUCUCUUUUCCUGCAGGGACGAGCUAUGAAUGACGACGGUCAUGCUUACCAUGCACCUUGCCAAACCACAGCGGACUAUAUUUAUAAAUGGGCAUUUUUCCUUAAACUUUUGUUUUAAUAAAGUGCGCAUUACCAUUAAGUUGCCCGUUAGUGUUCUGACGUAAAGGUUGGUAAGUGAUGGGACAACUAGCUGCAGUUUUGGGCUUCGAAGAGCCACAAAUCGGUCGGAGCAUAAACGACGGAGAUGAUGCUGCCCCUGCGCAUUUUUUUUUCUCGAGGGGGCAACACCGGGAAUAUGCCCCGGCGGCAAUAUCUCUGGGUUAAGCUUGUUUAUUUUUCCCCCUUAAAUUAAUUCACAAUCAGUCGCAACGGCGGAUUUAAAUACGAUCUUGAAGUAGUUAUAAAUAAGGGCUAGUGGUGACCUCCAUUGACCCCAUGGCAAAUCUGUCGCCCUAUGGACAUUGGACUUCUGUCGGCGUCUUCGGUGAACAUCUAUGCUUUCCGCUAACCUCAUGGACAACCGUUUCAGACCCAGUUGAUUUUUGCAAUUAGGCUCCCUGCAUAGUUUCUUUUUGUACAUAGGUCUUGUAGUACACAACAGUCACUAAUAAUCUUCCUUUCUUUAGGCCACCUCUGUACUGUCAUUCGGGAUCAUUACCAACUGGUGGCAGCUGUGACCGAAAUGUCUGACAACCUGGUGGGCAAACUUGCUCUAGAACUUUAA
Spirometra erinaceieuropaei is the source of this 2991-nucleotide messenger RNA. Lineage: Eukaryota; Metazoa; Platyhelminthes; Cestoda; Diphyllobothriidea; Diphyllobothriidae. The record is from the annotation of a GenBank genome assembly.